This is a messenger RNA of Triplophysa dalaica, 2497 nucleotides long. It is a transcript of the gene pnpla1, whose product is annotated as patatin-like phospholipase domain containing 1. Gene Ontology annotation, molecular function: triacylglycerol lipase activity. Bases 123 to 1706 code for a protein of 527 amino acids. Lineage: Eukaryota; Metazoa; Chordata; Actinopteri; Cypriniformes; Nemacheilidae. Gene Ontology annotation, biological process: triglyceride catabolic process; lipid homeostasis. The record is from RefSeq and is a predicted model, not a curated record. Gene Ontology annotation, cellular component: cytoplasm; lipid droplet; membrane. The transcript is spliced from 9 exons.
GCGUGCAGUGAUACACUGAUUUGACACAGAUUUUGUUUCCCAUAGCUGUACGUAAAUACAAAUUUUUUAUAUGACUGAAGCUUUUUUGGUUUAUUAAUUCCGUGACCGCCUGUUUUUACUAAAUGCACACUUCUCAAAAGUGUGUGAAAAGGGCUGAAACUCUACCAGUAGACGAAUACGGGUUAGCUGUAAACAUGUCAUCACCUUUAUUUGUUCUGUCUAACACUGAAAACCUCUCAGUGUCUUUCUGUGGUUCAGGCUUUUUAGCAACAUACCAGCUAGGUGUUGCGCAAAGUCUUUUGGAUAAUGCACCAUGGAUCCUACGAGGUGCUCCAAGGGUGUACGGCGCGUCUGCAGGUUCUCUCGUUGCUGCUGCUGUUGUUUGUGGAUCAAAUCUGGGUCGAGUGCGAGACAAUCUUUUGGAAUUUGCGAGAUAUUCACGUCAGCUUCCUCUCGGCCUUCUCAGCCCCACAGCUGAUGUCUACAGAUGGCUGGAGGUCACACUGGAGCGAUCCCUGCCUGAUAAUGCCCACAGUCUGGCCAGCGGACGUCUGCACAUUUCCAUGACUCGGAUCCCUGAUGGGAAAAACGUUCUAGUGUCGGAAUUUCAAUCCAACGAAGACCUUAUAAGAGCACUUUUGUGCAGUUGUUUUGUUCCUUUAUACUCUGGCAUGAUCCCACCGCAGUAUAAAGGUGAGCACUACAUGGAUGGAGGUUUCACAAACAUCCAGCCCUUUGAAGACACGUCACCAACCCUCACCAUCUCCCCAUUUGCAGGAGAGAUGGACAUCUGUCCCUCUGACACUUCCACCACCUUCUGUGAUGUCAUCAUCCAGCAGCUGUCCUUCCAUUGCUCCAUGCCCAACUUAAUCAGACUGUUAGAUGCCAUGUUCCCUCGAGACUGGAGGAUUUUAAAGAAAGCGUUCUACAGUGGAUACCAAGAUACCAUUUAUUUUCUGGAGCGUAGCAAGGCUUUGCAGUUGUACCCUGACAGGAGGAUGGAAUCUGAUGUAUCCGAUGAUUCUGGGACGUCUGAUUCUCUGAGCUCUGAUCACUGGAUGCUGACACAGACUGAUGCAGAGGACCGAGACCAGCAAGAGGAACUUCGAAAGAGCGUUAAAGAGGUCUCCUCAUCCCAGGGUCCAUCUCGAUACAUCCAGGAAGUGUCCAAAGUACAGGUUCAGGAAGUGCUGCUGUGUAAUAUCGUGGGUCAGCUGGAGAUUAUGAGUGAUCCAAAAGUAUCUUUAUCUCAACGAACGCUAUCGUUCCUGCUCUUUCUGUUCACUCUGCCAAUAUGGAGCGCCACAACGUUUGCUAGCAGGUAUCAGAAAUGGAUCACACACGCCGUGACUGUGACAUACUGGGUCUUGCAAGGCUGUAAACUGUUUGUGAUCUUUAUAUUCAACAUUUUCUUGUCCACUAUGUGGCAAAGCCUGAGAGACAUGAUGAUGAGUCUGAUCAGUUUCGUACCUUCACAAGUUCAUGCCGAGUACCAGAAGGCUCGACAGCUUAUUGAGAGACGUGAUGCCUCCAAUAGUUUCAACGUUCCGGUCUCUACCUCUUUCCAAGACAGUUCUUCCAUAUCACAGACCCUUCCGAACCUCUACACACUCCUGCGUUCACUAGAGAUAGACAGCAAAUGGAAGAAACACAAGAUAGAGGUGCAGCACACAAUACUGCAGCAUAUGAUUGCAAAGAGAAGUUAAGUGCGUGCGAACCGAACUUGUAAAAACCUUGUAUCUCCCUUUUUCAUAAUUUCCAACAUGUUUCUCUGUGGGUUUGCAAAUAUGUUUUUUUUUUGUGUGUUUUAUUAUAAAAAACAAUUAUAUUCUAAGUAUUUUAUUCACAUAUUCAAGGUAUGCUCCUAAAAUAUGGGUACACAACUUUUACGCUUAUGUAGUAAUGUAUCACAAGACUCGAUCAGUCCAAACAUUGUGAUUCACAUGAGAUGGAUUAGAAAUAGUGCUCAAUGAACACAUUGAAAUGUCAGGGGUGGCUAAUGCAUGUUGCACACAUUAGUAGACAUCGUUAUUUAAUGUCAACCAUUGCUAAUUUACAUUAAUGAUGCAAAAUAGGAUUUAAGUAAAGCUCAAAGUUCCCUCUAUGAAAUAAAACAGUGGAACCAAAAAGCAUGUCCUGGCAUGGCCUCAAUCCAUCAGUGGCGAGUCGUGUGAUGCUGCAUCUACCGCCAUCAUUACAAACAUCUACUGUCUACCUUCAGACCACAGCUAAAAAGCAUAUCAAAUUAACUUUGCAUGAUUUCCAAAGAGGACUCUCAACCUAAGUUGAGAUAACCGAUCCAUUGUUACAUUUUGUAUCAAAGUGUUAAGCUUGAAUAGGCGAAUAUCAAAGCAUUGUGACAUUUUCAUGACAUUUGGGAAGAAACGUUUUUGUGAGAAUCACUGAAAAAAGCAUUUGCGAGAAAUCUGCCAUUUUCCUGCGCCAAAAUUAAAAAUGUUAUCACAUGGUAAGAAAUACAAAACAAAAGCGGUGUAAA